Ochotona curzoniae (black-lipped pika) is the source of this 8034-nucleotide messenger RNA. It is a transcript of the gene HIPK1, whose product is annotated as homeodomain interacting protein kinase 1. Gene Ontology annotation, molecular function: protein serine/threonine kinase activity; ATP binding; protein tyrosine kinase activity. The record is from RefSeq and is a predicted model, not a curated record. NCBI's taxonomy places the organism in Eukaryota, Metazoa, Chordata, Mammalia, Lagomorpha, Ochotonidae. Gene Ontology annotation, cellular component: cytoplasm; PML body; nucleus. The transcript has 16 exons. Gene Ontology annotation, biological process: peptidyl-threonine phosphorylation; smoothened signaling pathway; intrinsic apoptotic signaling pathway in response to DNA damage by p53 class mediator. The coding region runs from base 181 to 3870 and encodes 1229 amino acids.
GGCGGGCGGGAGGCUGAGGACGGGCGCCGGGACGGCUCCGGGCAGCGGGGGUCGAGGCCCGGGCCGGUUCGCGCGGGGGGAUACGAGGAUGAGCCGGCAGCGGGGCCCCGGAUCGCGUCUCGUCCGCCGCCUCCCCACGGCAGCCCCAGCUCGCGGCUGAGAACCACACACACCGGCGGUAUGGCAUCACAGCUGCAGGUGUUUUCCCCCCCAUCAGUGUCGUCGAGUGCCUUCUGCAGUGCGAAGAAACUGAAAAUAGAGCCCUCUGGCUGGGAUGUUUCAGGACAGAGCAGCAACGACAAAUACUAUACCCACAGCAAAACCCUCCCAGCCACACAAGGACAAGCCAACUCUUCUCAGCAGGUAGCAAAUUUCAACAUCCCUGCUUACGACCAGGGUCUCUUGCUUCCAGCCCCUGCAGUGGAGCACAUUGUUGUAACAGCUGCUGAUAGCUCAGCUAGUGCUGCUACAUCAACCUUCCAGAGCAGCCAGACCCUGACUCACAGAAGCAACGUGACUUUGCUCGAACCCUAUCAAAAAUGUGGAUUGAAAAGAAAAAGUGAGGAAGUUGAUAGCAACGGUAGUGUGCAGAUCAUAGAAGAACAUCCCCCUCUCAUGCUGCAAAACAGGACUGUGGUGGGUGCUGCUGCCACGACCACCACGGUGACCACAAAAAGCAGCAGUUCAAGCGGAGAAGGGGAUUACCAGCUGGUCCAGCAUGAGAUCCUUUGCUCUAUGACCAACAGCUAUGAAGUCUUGGAGUUCCUGGGCCGUGGAACCUUUGGACAGGUAGCAAAAUGCUGGAAACGGAGCACAAAGGAAAUUGUGGCGAUUAAAAUCUUGAAGAACCACCCCUCCUAUGCCAGACAAGGGCAGAUUGAAGUGAGCAUUCUUUCCCGGUUAAGCAGUGAAAAUGCUGACGAGUAUAAUUUUGUCCGUUCUUAUGAGUGCUUUCAACACAAGAAUCAUACCUGCCUUGUUUUUGAGAUGUUGGAGCAGAACUUGUAUGAUUUUCUUAAGCAGAACAAGUUUAGCCCACUGCCACUCAAGUAUAUCAGGCCAAUCUUGCAGCAGGUGGCCACAGCCUUGAUGAAACUCAAGAGCCUUGGUUUGAUUCAUGCUGACCUUAAACCUGAAAACAUAAUGCUGGUUGAUCCAGUUCGCCAACCCUACCGAGUGAAGGUCAUUGACUUUGGUUCUGCUAGUCAUGUUUCCAAAGCUGUGUGCUCCACCUACUUACAGUCACGCUACUAUAGAGCCCCUGAAAUUAUUCUUGGGUUGCCUUUUUGUGAAGCUAUUGACAUGUGGUCACUGGGCUGUGUGAUAGCUGAGCUGUUCCUGGGAUGGCCACUGUAUCCUGGUGCUUCAGAAUAUGAUCAGAUUCGUUAUAUUUCACAAACGCAAGGCCUACCGGCUGAAUAUCUUCUCAGUGCUGGAACAAAAACAACCAGGUUCUUCAACAGAGACCCUAACCUGGGCUACCCACUGUGGAGGCUUAAGACACCUGAGGAACAUGAGUUGGAGACUGGAAUAAAAUCAAAAGAAGCUCGGAAAUAUAUUUUCAACUGUUUAGAUGACAUGGCUCAGGUGAAUAUGUCUACAGACUUAGAGGGAACAGACAUGUUGGCAGAGAAGGCAGAUCGAAGAGAAUACAUUGAUCUUUUGAAAAAAAUGUUAACAAUUGAUGCAGAUAAGAGAAUUACUCCUCUGAAAACUCUUAACCAUCAGUUUGUAACAAUGACCCAUCUUCUGGAUUUUCCGCAUAGCAAUCAUGUUAAGUCUUGUUUCCAGAACAUGGAGAUCUGCAAGCGGAGGGUUCACAUGUAUGACACAGUGAGUCAGAUCAAGAGUCCCUUCACUACACAUGUGGCCCCAAAUACAAGCACAAACCUAACAAUGAGCUUCAGCAACCAGCUCAAUACCGUGCACAAUCAGGCCAGUGUUCUAGCUUCCAGUUCUGCUGCAGCUGCUGCUACUCUUUCUCUGGCUAAUUCAGAUGUCUCGCUGCUAAACUACCAGUCAGCUUUAUACCCUUCCUCUGCAGCCCCGGUUCCUGGAGUGGCCCAGCAAGGUGUUUCUUUGCAGCCGGGAACCACUCAGAUUUGCACUCAGACAGACCCAUUUCAACAGACGUUUAUAGUGUGUCCACCUGCUUUCCAAACAGCUGGACUGCAAGCAACAACAAAGCAUUCUGGAUUCCCUGUGAGGAUGGAUAAUGCUGUGCCCAUUGUACCCCAGGCCCCUGCUGCUCAGCCACUGCAGAUUCAGUCAGGCGUUCUCACGCAGGGAAGCUGUACACCACUAAUGGUAGCAACUCUCCACCCUCAAGUAGCCACCAUCGCACCGCAGUAUGCGGUGCCCUUUACUCUGAGCUGCGCAGCCGGCCGGCCGGCGCUGGUUGAACAGACUGCUGCUGUACUGGAAAAAGUCAAGAAUGAGUCAAGUCUGGAUCUUUUUCUGUGUGUUUCCUUACAGCAGGCUUGGCCUGGAGGAACUCAACAAAUUCUCCUGCCUUCAACUUGGCAGCAGUUGCCUGGCGUAGCUUUACACAACUCUGUCCAGCCUGCCACAGUGAUUCCAGAGGCCCUGGGGAGUGGCCAACAGCUGGCCGACUGGAGGAAUGCCCACUCUCACGGCAACCAGUAUAGCACCAUCAUGCAGCAGCCAUCCUUGCUGACUAACCAUGUGACGCUGGCCACUGCUCAGCCCCUCAAUGUUGGUGUUGCCCAUGUUGUCCGACAGCAGCAAUCCAGUUCCCUCCCUUCCAAGAAGAAUAAGCAGGCUGCUGCAGUCUCUUCCAAAUCCUCUCUGGAAACUCUGCCUUCCCAAGUUUUUUCUCUGGUUGGGAGCAGUCCUCUCCGCACCACAUCGUCUUAUAAUUCCCUAGUCCCUGUCCAAGAUCAGCACCAGCCAAUCAUCAUUCCAGACACUCCCAGCCCUCCUGUGAGUGUCAUCACUAUCCGUAGUGACACUGAUGAGGAAGAGGACAACAAAUACAAGCCUAACAGCUCUGGCCUAAAGCCAAGAUCUAACGUCAUCAGCUAUGUCACUGUCAAUGAUUCCCCCGACUCUGACUCUUCCUCGAGUAGCCCAUAUCCCACUGAUACCCUGAGUGCUCUCCGGGGCAAUAGUGGGGCUCUUCUGGAGGGGCCAGGCAGAGUUGUGGCAGAUGGCACUGGCACCCGUACCAUCAUUGUGCCUCCACUGAAAGCUCAGCUGGGUGACUGCACAGUAGCAACCCAGGCAUCAGGUCUCCUGAACAGUAAGACCAAGCCAGUGGCCUCAGUGAGUGGGCAGUCAUCUGGAUGCUGUAUUACUCCUACAGGGUAUCGAGCUCAGCGUGGGGGGACCAACGCAGCCCAGCCACUCAACCUUAGCCAGAACCAGCAGUCAUCUUCAGCUCCAGCCUCUCAGGAGAGAAGUGGCAACCCUGCCCCCCGCAGGCAGCAGGCGUUUGUGGCCCCACUCUCCCAAGCCCCCUACGCCUUUCAGCAUGGCAGCCCACUGCACUCGACGGGGCACCCACAUCUGGCCCCAGCCCCUGCUCACCUGCCAAGCCAGCCUCACCUGUAUACGUAUGCUGCCCCCACCUCUGCUGCUGCAUUGGGUUCCACCAGCUCCAUUGCUCAUCUCUUCUCUCCCCAGGGCUCUUCAAGGCAUGCCACAGCCUAUACCACCCAUCCAAGCACUCUGGUGCACCAAGUUCCUGUCAGCGUGGGGCCCAGCCUCCUCACUUCUGCCAGUGUGGCCCCUGCUCAGUACCAACACCAAUUUGCCACCCAGUCAUACAUUGGGUCCUCUCGAGGCUCAGCAAUUUACACUGGGUACCCGCUGAGUCCGACCAAAAUCAGCCAGUAUUCCUACUUGUAGUUGGUGAGCAUGAGGGAGGAGGAGUCGUGGCUGCCGGCCCAGUCCCUGAGAGGCUGAAAAUGGCUGUGGUGAGCUCCUCCUCUACUCUCUCCUGAAACUCUUUAGCCAGCAACUUGUUCUGCAGGGGCCCACUGAAGCAGAAGCAGAAGGUUCUUCUCUGGGGAACCUGUCUCAGUGUUGACUGCAUUGUUGUAGUCUCCCAAAGUUUGCCCUAUUUUUUAAUUCUUUAUUUUUGUGACAACAUUUCUGGCAUUGAAAAAGUUUAGAUUCCCAUCUUCUGCAGUGACUGAGGAAGAGAAAUGAUUCUGAGGUUGCCCUUUGAAAAUGAGAUUGUCUCUCUGACUUGAUUUCUAUAAGUGCUUUUAAGUCGCUCUUUGUUUUACUGUAUCAGAGGAAAAAUGCUGAUAGAAGGAUUGAAAGUCUGAUAAGUCAAAAGAGGAAAAUCAUUACUUUUUUAUUUGAAAGCCAAGCUUAUCUGCCCAUUUUAUUUGGAAAGCAGCUUAUUCAAGGCUAUUCUGUACUAUCAGGCAUUUCUCCUCAAAAUUUUAUCUUUGUUUAUGAAGCAUGUAGACUGAUGUUUUAGUUUUGUUUCCCAUGUUGUAUCAUACCUAAUGAUCAGUUUUAUAAAACUGGUGGUAUGUUUUAUUCGGUGUUACUCCUAGGAUUCCCUCAGUUGCUCCUGUGUAUAUUAAAGUGGUGUUAGAAAGGCCGUUCACCACUUUCUGGUAACAUAGUGUGUGAGAGAAUCCAAUCCAUACCUACCAUGAAAGUGCCAAGUCAUCUUUUAAAAUGAGCACCAUGAAUUCUUUUUUAAGUUAUUUUAAAGUUUUCCUCUCUCUGAUUCAGCUUAAAUGUCAUGGGAAAAGCCAUUAAGGUGGUUAUUGUUGUAUGGUGGUUAUUGUAUUAUAUGCAAAAUAUCUUUCUAUUAUGAAAUGGUGGUAUUGAUGAGCUUUGCCUAAAGGUAGUAUGAAUUUUCAAUAAUACAUCCCUGUGUUUUCCUCAUCUCCCCUUCUGUUUUAUGUGAUUUAUUUGGGGAGAAGCUAAAGAAUCUGAAACCAGGUAAGAACGUUGUGUAUAGCUUUUAUACUUUUAAGUAGUUUUCUUUGUAUGCCAGCAGCAAAUUGAAUGCUCUCUUAUUAAAACUUAUGUAAUAAGUGCAUGUAGGAAUUGCAAAAAAUAUUUUAAAAAUUUAUUACUGAAUUUAAAAAUAUUUUAGCAGUUUUGUAAUGGUGGUGUUUUAAUAUUUUGCAUAAUUAAAUAUGUACAUAUCGAUUAGAAAAAUAUAACAAGCAAUUUUUCCUGCUAACCCCAAAUGUUAUUUGUAAUCAAACGUGUAGUGAUUACACUUGAAUUGUGUAUUUAGUGUGUAUCUGAUCCUCCAGUGUUACCCCCGGAGAUGGAAUUGAUGUCUCCAUUGUAUUUAAACCAAAAUGAACUGAUACUUGUUGGAAUGUAUGUGAACUAAUUGAAAUUAUAUUAGAGCAUAUUACUGUAGUGCUGAGUGAGCAGGGGCAUUGCCUGCAAGGAGAGGAAACCCUUGGAAUUGUUUUGCACAGGUGUGUCUGGUGAGGAGUUGUUUGUGUGUGUCUUUUCCCCCCUUCUUCCUCCCCUUAUUGUAGUGCCUUAUAUGACAAUGUAGUGGUUCAUAGCGUUUACAGUGAGCUUGCCUUAGGAUGGACCAGCAAGCCCCGUGAACCCUAAGCAGUUCACUGGGAUGUAUUGGGACAGGAGUAGUAGCUGUGUUGUGUAAAUGCAUUGUUCUCAGUUUCCCUGCUGACUUGGAAGAAUAAAAACAGCAGCUUUUCUUUACCGCAACCUCUACCCAUUUCCCGUUUCCACUUUGGGUUCUGAGCUGAAUUCUCACAGAAGCAUUUUCCCUGCGUUGCUCUGUCACUGUGCGUUGCUACCGUGCUUUUGUGAGAAUUCGGGAAGCGGGUGAGAGGAUUGAAGCCAAUAUUAAAUAUGCAUUUUUUAAAAGUAUGUGCAAUCACUUUUAGAAUGCGAUUUUUUUCCCAUGUGGCAGUCCUUCCUGCAAAUAGUUAACGUUGAUAAUAAAAUAUUUGCUUGUUGAAAAAGAAAUUUAACAGAUGUGUUUAUACCAAAGAGCCUGUUGUAUUGCUUACCAUAGCCCCCACACUGGAGGAAGAGUUUGUGGUGCUGCUGGUUCAAGGAACUCACAGCAAACUUUCUUAACCAGUGAAGGAUACUAAGAAGGAACUGAAACUUGUUGCAUCAUCGGGGCUUUUGAAGUUUCUUUCUUAUAACUUUUAUUCUUGGGGCCCUUCAAGCUGUGAAAUUGUCCUUGUACUCUCAGCUCCUGUGCGGAUCUGGGGCAGGUAGAAGGGACGGGGACUGGGAACAUUCCUGCCUACAAAGGCCACGAAGAAGAAGGUUAACCCUAACAUGCAGAUGUGUUCCAUCUGAGCUGGAAAUUGUAUACAUGAGGAGUAAUUCUAGGACUGGUUCUCUAUGGAGAUGGUGUCAAGGAGGUGCCCGAUGGAGAUGGGAGAUUCGUGGAACCUGGUCAGCAAAUUCUGAACCGGGUUGAACACCGAGGAGCUAAGUAUUUGGAGUUUUUUUAUUGUAAGGAGGAAGGGCUUCCAAGAUGGGGUGGGCAGUCGGUGCAGUCUACCCAGAAAUACACAUAUGUGUGCGUGUGCGUGGUUCUUUAAACUGUUCUGCUGCGAUGUAUUUUCAGCACCAUAUUGGUCAAAACAGACAAUUUGAUGAUUUCUGUUGCUACUGUUAAAUUGUUUACUGGUCAACACGUGAUCUUUGUGCCACCUUUUUUUGCCAAGCGCAUUCUGACUUCCUGGUUCAAACACAUGUCUAGUUCCUAAGGGAGACAAUUUUUGUUCCUUAUCUUUUUCUUCCUCAAGGAACAUAAUGUAUUGUUUUUGUAUAAAAUGAGAUGCAAGAAGAGAAGAUCCCCCUGCCUGCUUCCACCAAGUAGAUGCCAUUUAAGAUAGGAGCCUUCAUUCUGUGGGAAAAGAGAAUAACCAAGAGCUUGUGUUUGCUGCUUAGUCACCCUAACUAGCAGCCUGUCUUCAGAAAAACUGCAGAUUUUCUGCCAGACUGCAGAUUGACAUUUCAGAUUUACCAAGAUACAGUUUCACCCGUGUCUGCCAAAUGUGUAUGUGUUUGAUGUGGCUUUAGAUUCUGUCCCUGGAUCCGAAAACACAGCUGGCCCGGGCAGCAUGGGGGAAACCGUAAGAAUUUGAUGUAAGUCCUCUCAGAACUAGGGUCUCCAGUGUCUUCCCUUCUGGGUGACAGAGGAAGUGGGGAGUAGUGAAGCAUCAGGCUCGUCGGACGCUAGAUCACUCCCAGGAGCUGAUCCCACCCUAUUCAGCUACCUACCAUCCCCAGAAGGAGAACUGCGCUUCAAGCAGUCCUGACCAUUCUGAGCCUGCGUUUGUGAUCGCUCAUUUCCUCGUCCUCCACUAGAGGGGCCGAGCUUGACUGCAGGAGCCAGGCAAGCACAGAAAUGUGUGCAUUACUCAGCAUUUCUUAUGCAAAAAUUCACAAGUUGAGAUGAUUUGUUUUAGACUAGGAAGUGAAAUUGGCUCUCACUGACAGGAAUGGCCCGAACCUGCUUCCUGUUUCGAUUUGUUUUCAACUGAUGAAUGGUGCAGCAUGUCUAUGUGGUUGUUUGUUGCUAAACUUUAUAUAAUGUGUGGUUUCAAUUCAGCUUGACAAAUAAUCUCACUACAUGUAGCAGUACAUUAUAUGUACAUUAUAUGUAAUGUUAGUAUUUCUGCUUCGAAUCCUUGAUAUUGCAAUGGAAUUCCUACUUUAUUAAAUGUAUUUGAUAUGCUAGUUAUUGUGUGCGAUUUAGACUUUUUUUGCUUUCUCCCUUUUCUGGUUGUGCGCUUCCUUUUACAACAAGCCUCUAGAAACAGAUAGUUUCUGAGAAUUACUGAGCUAUGUUUGUAUUGCAGAUGUAUUUAGGGAGUAUGUAAAAUAAUCAUCUUAACAAAAGAAAUAGAUAUUUAAAAUUUAAUACUAACUACGGGAAAAGGGUCCAUUGUGUAAAACAUAGUUUAUCUUUGGAUUCAAUGUUUGUCUUUGGUUUUACAAAGUAGCUUGUAUUUUCAGUAUUUUCUACAUAAUAUGGUAAAAUGUAGAGCAAUUGCAAUGCAUCAAUAAAAUGAGUAAGUUUUCUGA